Molecule: messenger RNA, 384 nt
Organism: Adineta steineri
Lineage: Eukaryota; Metazoa; Rotifera; Eurotatoria; Adinetida; Adinetidae
Source: the annotation of a GenBank genome assembly
AUGUUCUUGCUUUCGGAUCUUUAUCGUGUAGCAAUUAAUGUUGGUGAUCGGGCAUUAUCACCAGGGAUGAAAAAGAUUGUUAAAUGGGAUCAUCCAGCAGGAAUGAAAUAUAUACAUUUCUGGGCUCCACUUAUGAAAUGGUCAUUAGUUGGAGCUGGUUUUAGUGACAUGCUUCGUCCAGCUAAUAAACUUUCACUAAAUCAAUCAAUAUCAUUAUUUGCAACUGGUGCUAUUUGGAGUCGAUAUUCAAUGGUUAUUGUACCAAAAAAUUAUAUGUUGUUUGCAGUAAAUAUUUUCUUGGCUUUUGUCGGUGCACAACAACUUGCACGUAUUGCCCAUUAUCGCUAUACACAUCCAGAAGUUGCCUCAACUACUAAAAAUUAA